GUGAAGGAGAGAGAGAGAGAGAGAGAAUUGUUUCUUUCUCUGGAUGCCAGCACCACCAGCAGCAGCAGCAGCUUGGAUCCGGAUGAGAGGUGACCAGGGCUGUGGGUGAAGGUGUGUGUGUGUAUGUGUGUGUGCGUGUUGUGCGUAUGGAAAGACUGCAGGAGCGGGAGAACUUGCUACCCUCUCUGCCCCCUCUUUGCCGCCGCGUCUCCCUCCUCCUGUUCCCCGGGACACAGGCAGGCAUCUGGCAGUGGUGAGAUGUGAAGAGGCUUGAAGAAUGGCAUGCAAAGAUGGUUUCUGCCAAGAAGAAGGAGACGGUGACAGCGAUGUGCCCGGCUUUUAUUCGGACCCUCUUCUACUUUUUCUGUUUGGCGACUUGUGUAAAGAAAAUCUCUGGACAGACAAAGAAGGAUGAAAGGAUCUAUCCGGAGAAUUUUACUCGCAUUUUGGACCGACUUCUGGACGGGUACGACAACAGGCUGCGACCUGGAUUCGGGGGUCCUGUGACUGAAGUAAAGACCGACAUUUAUGUCACAAGUUUUGGGCCUGUCUCGGAUGUUGAAAUGGAAUACACAAUGGACGUGUUCUUUCGGCAGACGUGGGUGGACCGGAGGUUGAAGUACGAGGGCCCGAUAGAGAUUUUGAGGCUGAACAACCUGAUGGUGACUAAAGUGUGGACACCAGACACCUUCUUUAGGAACGGCAAGAGGUCGGUCGCUCACAACAUGACGGCCCCCAACAAGCUUUUCCGUAUCAUGAAGAAUGGCACCAUUCUGUACACCAUGAGGUUGACUAUUAAUGCCGAGUGUCCCAUGAAACUUGUGGAUUUCCCCAUGGAUGGACACGCUUGCCCCCUCAAGUUUGGAAGCUAUGCCUAUCCUAAAACAGAGAUGAUCUAUACCUGGACCAAAGGGCCUGAGCAUUCAGUGGAGGUCCCUCCUGAGUCCUCCAGCCUCGUUCAGUAUGAUCUCAUCGGUCAGACGGUCUCCAGUGAAACUAUUAAAUCCAUCACAGGUGAAUAUGUGGUGAUGACGGUCUACUUCCACUUGAAACGGAAAAUGGGCUACUUCAUGAUUCAGACGUAUAUCCCCUGCAUAAUGACAGUAAUCCUCUCCCAAGUGUCCUUCUGGAUAAAUAAAGAAUCGGUGCCGGCGCGCACAGUCUUCGGCAUCACCACUGUCCUGACCAUGACGACCCUCAGCAUCAGCGCUCGCCAUUCCCUUCCCAAGGUCUCAUACGCCACUGCCAUGGACUGGUUCAUCGCCGUCUGCUUCGCCUUCGUCUUCUCUGCCCUCAUUGAGUUCGCCGCCGUGAACUACUUCACAAAUGCGCAGCUCGAGCGGGCCAAAAAGAAGCCAGCCAAAUGUCCUCCGGGGCCCCAAACCACGCCUGUCAAGGUCAAGGACGCAGAGGAAGUGCUGCAGAAUCCUGAUAGCAACGGUAAUCUGAGAAAGCGGAUGAAUUAUAUUUCCUACCAAGAGGCCAGCAGUCACCAGAGAGCCCAGUCCACCACCAACAUUUCGGGAGUGGGGAGAACAAGACAGCUGAGACCUUUAGCCACCGGAGCCAAUGGCAGCUCCUCCGCACUCUCCCGCACCAACCCCAAAUCUGAGAGCCUGCUCAGCGUGGCCUCCUCCUCCGCCCAGCUGGUGAAGAGCGCGCCUCAGGCUGCAGCUUCCACACCAGACGUGAUGGCGGGGACGCCGUGCAAGCAGAACGCCAGCUCCUCGUCUCUGCAGCAUCUGCUGGGGCCCAAACUGGAGCGCAUCCAGUUGAUGGGGAACAAACCGGAGGUAAAGCAGACGCCAUGCUCCCAGCCCACCACUGCUGGUAUGGGUGGAACCAGCAAAAUUGACAAGUACGCACGGAUCCUGUUCCCAGUGUCCUUUGGGGCUUUUAAUAUGGUCUACUGGGUGGUUUACUUAUCAAAAGACACAAUGGUGGCCAAAGGUGGCUAGACUUUGCUCUGGCAAUAAAAGUGAAGACUCUUUUCUUUCAACAGAUUGGAAGCAAAUAUGGAUUAUUGGAGUUUGCAAACAAUAAAAGGAAUCUUGUUCUUGCCAAACGGAUAAACAAAAUAUGCUCGCCAAGUACUUCCAUAUCCUGGAGAACACAUUCAUUUUUUUUCUUCCUAAGGUCCACGAACAGCAAGCAUGGGAACAAAUCAACCAAUUUAGAAAUAUCUGCGUCAACAUAAGAAAGAACACCUGCACAAUGGAAUAUGCUACUGUCCUCUUUUAUCGUGCCACGUCUGACUGUAAAGGUCUGCGUCGGCUUCGACUGCCUUGUGAUCCCUGUUGGCCUGCAGUCAAGAUAAAGCAUGGGAUCUUUUCAUUUUCCUAUUUUUGUACCCUGCACCUGGCCAGAUGAUCGGAUGUGUGUGCCGCCGUCCUGAAAUGAACUGCACCAAUGCUAUGUAAAUACAUGAAUUUAUUAGGAUAAACAGAUUUAUAUUAAAUGAUUACAGUGUACUUCCAAUUGAAUAUUAAGACUGGUUGCUUUGGUGCCAGGAGGCUAGAUAAUGCAACGUUAAAUUAUUUUAGAGAGCAAAGGGACUCUGGUAGUGGUUUCCUUGGAUUUUCCCUUUAGACAGAAUACAGGCAAACUGACGGUCAAGCUGAAAUGAAAAAGAUAAGUUUUGAUCAGAAUUAAAACCAGGCUGAGUGGAGCUUUGAAAAGCCUCUCUUGUACAGUAUCUACUUGCAAGCAUCUUUCUUAUACAAAAUGGAUUAAAUAAUCUGGAAAUAUUGAAAUAGAGAAAAUUAAAUUUGAGGAUCAGCCGGAGUAGGAAGUAGUAAAGACAAGUUAUUAAUUCAUGUAACAGUAGGAUUUAAGCUUCUUUCCUGCCACAAUGGGUUGCCAAAUAGUAGACAAAGAUUAAAAUACAGUCAUAAAUUGAACAAAUCGAGGGAGCAGAAAGUAAUGCUAUCACUGCAGCAAUACAAUAGCGAGUUGGAUGUUUGUGUAGGGACAUUUUGGCAUGUACAAUAAAGGAAGGAAUUCGAAUUUGUUCAACAACUGCUCAGGAGCUGACUGCUGUCAUCCCCCUUCUUAAAUUGUGUCUUAGAGAUGUCACUUGCUCUAGGUGUUUCAGUUUUAACACAUUUUACACUAUUUCACUGCAUUUCAUGGUGUUAAUCUUUGGAACUUUCUCCAAUGAGUGACUGGAUAAUUGUUGUUAUUAUAAAGCUGCAGUGGAUCCUGAUCACCCCACAUUUUAAGGGUUGAGCAAAGGAAUGGGUGCUUUUAUAGUUAAAACAGCCCGUUGAGUUUUAUCAUUCAUUCAGCUACUGUUAAUUGUGGCAGCUAGAGUUUGGGUAAUGGGAUCUACUGUAGCUAAACUACAUUACCAACAAGAAAAAACCCUAUUAAAGUCUGAGUACAGAACUGCCUCUAGCUCUUUCUGUUUAGAUCGAGUUCAAGACAUCACUUUGGGAAUUCUUUGCAUUUUUGCUGAGAGUUAGAAAAGAACAUUGAUACCAAUUAUAGCUGUAUGCUAAAGAUAAGGCUACAGUAAGGGCACCACAUAACAUGUACAUUAACACAGAAUGAGUAUUAUUGAGUUUAUUCUUGUAAGUGUAUUGUUAGUAAAGACUCUGUUGUUGAUCUCCCAGCACCCUUAAAGCUCACUUUAUUAAUUAGACUGCAGGAAGUUAGCUAACAAGCUAGCUGUUUCCAUCUGUUUCCAGUCUUUAUGCUAAGUUAAGCUAACUGGCUGCUUGAGGAGCGUAUCUGUGUUCCCAGGGUUCUAUGUUCCCCAGCUCAAUAUCCUCUUAACAUUAAGGAGGCCUUAAAAAGGGUUUUAUCUUCUCAGCAAUGUUUUUUCCCAGGGUUGGUUGUGUUGAAAUCCCCAACCUACAGCUUAUAGCUGAAUGAUGUUAUACUACGCCCUCAAAUUUGGGAGCAAGACAGAUUUUUAACUAUUCAAACUAAAUUUGAAACAUCCAUCUCCCACUUACCAAUCUUGUACAAUGAGGAACCCGGGAAUAUAGGGAUGUCCCCGCUGCUGGCUGUAGCUUCAUAUUUAGCGUAUAGACAUGAGAGUGAUAUUGAUCUUCUAAUCUAACGCCAGAAGCAAAUAAGCGUAUUUCCCAACAUUGUUUCUGUUGAUCUCUAUGGACAUUUCUAAUUGUCCUCCUGUAGAAAUAGCCCAGAAAACCCUAAAGUUCACUGAAAUAGACUCCUGUGUGAUCAGGACCUUGUGCAGUCUCGCACUCCGGCGACCCUCAGGGAUAAUGACGAAAGAGACUACUGAUAAUUGAAUCUUUGAAUAUGUGAAGGACGUUAUUAUCUAAAUAUCAAAUACAUGACGUCAGAAAAUUGUCCUCUGUGCUGUCUGUUCUGUCCUGACUGGUAGAGGUGAAGUAGGAGAUGUAUUGUCAUUGAGUCCUUAGUCCUGUAGACAAAUUGACAUUUUCAGUGAUAACUUGCUGUGUAUAAGUACAAAUAAGACUCCUGACUCUCAGAAAAGUACAGUUUUGGUAAAUAAUUGUUCUAAUUUUAUCUGUAUUCCCUGAUCAAUCAGGAACAAAGCUCUUGAAAUAUCUAUUUAUAAGACAAUUAACUAGAUAUUAAUAAAGGAAUCACAAAAAUCUUGC
Cottoperca gobio is the source of this 4598-nucleotide messenger RNA. It is a transcript of the gene gabra4, whose product is annotated as gamma-aminobutyric acid type A receptor subunit alpha4. Gene Ontology annotation, biological process: monoatomic ion transmembrane transport. Gene Ontology annotation, molecular function: extracellular ligand-gated monoatomic ion channel activity; GABA-A receptor activity. The record is from RefSeq and is a predicted model, not a curated record. The coding region runs from base 291 to 1958 and encodes 555 amino acids. Gene Ontology annotation, cellular component: membrane. The transcript has 9 exons. Lineage: Eukaryota; Metazoa; Chordata; Actinopteri; Perciformes; Bovichtidae.